Molecule: messenger RNA, 2009 nt
Organism: Ctenopharyngodon idella (grass carp)
Lineage: Eukaryota; Metazoa; Chordata; Actinopteri; Cypriniformes; Xenocyprididae
Product: zinc finger protein 500-like
Exons: 2
Coding region: 390-1982 (530 amino acids)
Molecular function (GO): nucleic acid binding; zinc ion binding
Source: RefSeq, a predicted model, not a curated record
GCGAGGGGGGCGUGGUUCAGCGGAGUCGGCAGCGGGAGAGAGAGUCAGGAGACGAACGGUGAGUGAGUGGGGUAAAUGCAAAUGACGAACACCUGUCUCUUGUUUCAGUAAUUGGUGUGGAGAGAGUAUAUAACACCAGGAGAAACAGGAGUGGGGGAGAGAGAGACGGACUACUGACUGCUGCCCCGCUGGUGAUCUACGAGUGAGAGACUUCUGAAUGAUUUGUGACCGCUUUGUGCCUGUCUGCACCCCUUUUUGUUUUGAAUUGUGAGAAUUAUUGCAAAUAAAAAGCAGUCAGUAGUCAAGCCGACCCUGUCCUCUUCCUUCCUGAGUACUGAACUUUGCUACACUGGUGCCGAAACCCGGGAAGGAAGACGGAAGCCGCCGCCAUGCAAUCGUCCUCCGGAUCGCCAUUUGCGGAGAUUAUCACCUCCCUCGCGGUCAUGCAACAAGAACAACACCAGGCCCUGCUGGACUUGAGACAGGAUCAAGAGAGGUGCUUCCAAGUCGUUGUUCAAGCCCAGCAGGAGGACCGCGAGAGGUUCCGGAGCUGGAUCGACCGGGAGGUUCGACCGGAAGCCCUGGAACCUCGAGCUGUGCCCGCCCACCUACCACUACACAAAAUGGGAUCUGAGGACGACCCGGAGGUUUUCCUCGAUCUUUUCCAGAAGACGGCCGAGCUGUCGGGCUGGCCGCGGGACCAGUGGCCGAUGCGCCUGGUCCCGCUGCUCUCCGGGGAGUCCCAGAUAGCGGCACAGCAGCUUCCGGUGCAGAAUCUCCUGGUCUUCGACGACCUAAAAAGGGCCAUCCUCCAGCGGGUCGGCCGGAGCCCUGAAGAACAUCGCCAGCGGUUCCGUUCCCUGGAACUGGGCGAGUCCGGCCGACCGUUCGUGUUGGCCCAACAGCUCCGGGACUCCUGCCGCAAAUGGCUGUUGGCUGAGGGAGGCGACGUGGAGAAGAUUGUCGAUCGAGUGGUACUGGAGCAGUUCAUUACUCGGCUCCCACGGAGGACAGCAGAGUGGGUCCAGUGCCACCGCCCCACGUCGCUGGACUCAGCCAUCCACCUCGCGGAGGACCACAUGGUGGCGUGCCCAGGGGUCGGCGAACCCCUCCCAUCUGUCUCUCUCUCUCCGUCUUCCCCUUCUGUCUCUCUCUCUCGUCCUGUCCCUCUCCCCAGGUCCCGCCCACCUGUACAUCCUCGAGUCCCGCCCCGGGGGCGGGGCGGAGUUGACCCGAGCCAGUUUGGGGGUCCCAGAGCCCCGCCCAGGAGGGCGGGACUGACUUCCGCUGGACAGGACCCCGCGCCUGUUUCUCCGCUCUCUCCACGCCAAUCAUUUACCCCACUCCCUGCCACUGGGGCGGCGGGGAGGUCUGGGCCAGCCUGUUGGCGUUGCGGGGACCCGGAGCAUUUCGUGGACAGGUGCCCAGUGAUGGAGGUUGGGACAAUGGUCCGGGUCCCGGACGCCCCGCAGGCUGCCCCCGGUCAAGCUGGCUGGUAUCAAAUACCUACAGACGCGUCGGACAGGGGGCUGGGUGCCGUCCUGUCCCAGGAGAUAGAGGGGGAGGAACGGCCGGUGCUGUACAUUAGUCGGAAGCUCUCAAAGAGAGAGACUAAGUACAGCACCAUAGAAAAGGAGUGUCUUGCCAUCAGGUGGGCCGUCCUCACCCUCCGCUAUUAUCUCCUGGGACGGGAAUUCACUCUCUGUUCGGACCAUGCCCCCCUGCAGUGGCUCCACCGCAUGAAGGAUACCAACGCGCGGAUCACUCGUUGGUAUCUAGCUUUACAGCCUUUUAAGUUCAAAGUGGUCCACAGGCCGGGUGCUCAGAUGGCUGUGGCCGACUUCCUCUCCAGAAAUGGGGGGGGGGGGGGGCUGCAGGCCGGAUGGCUCCCCGGCCUGAGUCGGGCGGUGGGGGUAUGUGGCGAGGGGGGCGUGGUUCAGCGGAGUCGGCAGCGGGAGAGAGAGUCAGGAGACGAACGGUGAGUGAGUGGGGUAAAUGCAAAUGACGAA